AUGCGCUGCUCCCUGCGCGCCACCGCCGCCGCCCUCAUGCGGCUGCUGGGGCCCGAAGGGAUCCACGGGUUCACGCUGCACGCGAUCGCGCGCCUGGCGGCGGAUGUAUCAGCCGUGGAGCGGUUUGCUGGGCGGUGGGGCGUGCAGGGGCUGGCGGCUGAGCUGGCGGAACCUGCGCAGCUGUGCGCGCUGCUGCUGUCUAAUAAGCUGGAGGACGUGCUGUCGCCAGAGCUCAGGGCCCAGCACUACAGCGCCCUCGACCCCGCGGCCGUCGCGGCGGCGCUGGACCGCUACAGGGAGGUGCCCUCCCAGUCCAAGAAGCAGCCCGCGUGGCCGAGCAAGAAGGCCGCCGAUGCAGUUGCCCGGCAGCUGCGCGGCCAGAUGGUCGCCGGCGCGGCGGGGCAGCGGGCGCUGGAGGGGCUGUGA
This is a messenger RNA of Monoraphidium neglectum, 426 nucleotides long. RefSeq lists its product as hypothetical. Lineage: Eukaryota; Viridiplantae; Chlorophyta; Chlorophyceae; Sphaeropleales; Selenastraceae. Gene Ontology annotation, cellular component: exocyst; membrane. Bases 1 to 426 code for a protein of 141 amino acids. Gene Ontology annotation, biological process: exocytosis; Golgi to plasma membrane transport; intracellular protein transport. The transcript has 2 exons. The record is from RefSeq and is a predicted model, not a curated record.